This is a messenger RNA of Astrephomene gubernaculifera, 3955 nucleotides long. The record is from the annotation of a GenBank genome assembly. NCBI's taxonomy places the organism in Eukaryota, Viridiplantae, Chlorophyta, Chlorophyceae, Chlamydomonadales, Astrephomenaceae.
AUCAGAAGCCCGGCUUUCGUCAUCGUGCAUACUCUUAAGCCUUUACCACUCCUUAGUUAGCAGAUACUGACCCACAUUAUCAUAACUGCGUACACUUUCUGGCUUAUUAGACGGCGCGCAAACAACUGUACACUGCCCGUUGCUGUUAUACCAAGUAGCUCCCCGGUGUCUAUAGACCUACUUCCUUCUAUUCGCUGAUAAAAGGCUGCGCAUGCUUGCGGCUAUGCGAUACACGUAGGCAACAACAACUCGACGUGGCUAUGCCGUUGACAACCCCUUGGAGUGCCGUUGGCCUGAGUAGAGGUCUUUGUCGGCUGCGGCCUGUAUCUCCGCUGUUAAGCUGUCAAACGAGAGCCUCGUCCUUCUUGGGGAUAGCGCCAGCUACUUCACGACAACUCUACCGGCCAUCCCGGCCCGCUUUCCUUGGCGUCGCUAGCCAACUAAAGCCACAGCAAGGUCUGCAAGCAGCCAGCAAAGGCCUGCCCAAGUCGCCAGCCGCCUCCUCGCCGCUUCCCCUCCCACCGCUCCCCGUCCCAACAGCCUCCCUGGUACCCGCACCCACAGCUGCUGCAGCAGCGGGCAACCCUUCAGCCCCCGCUCCAACCUCCCCGCUUUCAGGAGCUCCUCUGUCGCCCUCUGCCCUCCCACUUGACAUGAUGUCAGGGCCCGGGGCAGCUGCUGCGGGGGUUGCCGCUCGGCAGCCCCUGCCUCAGCAGCAACAGCAGCAGCAGUCGGUAGUGGGAGCGGGAGCAGGAGGCGCGGGUCCCGCCUCCUCCUCCUCCCCCGCUCCCUCCCCCUCCAUCAUCCACCUCACGGUGGCCUCGGGGGCGGUGGUGGCGCCGGAGCUGGACUACACGGUUGUGUUGGACAUGCUGCACAAGCACGCGGGCGCCCACCCGGCCGCCUCGCAGCAUGGCGGGGUGGUGCUGGGGCUGAGCAGCCCCGUGGGGCCCACCGCCGCAAUCGACCUGUGCAUCGGGCAGCUCAACUUCACUCGCCUGCUGGCCUGCGCGCGCAACAAGCUGUGGUGGAUGACCCCCGAGUGGCGCACCGCCACCUGGGCGCUGCCGCCCGAGACGCAGUUCCUGCUGGCUGAGCUGGGGCCGGAGGGGCCCUAUGCGCUGCUGCUGCCGCUCAUUGACGGCGACUUCAGGGCCACUCUGCGGCCGCCUGCAAAACGCUCAGAGGGCGAGAAUGGCGAGCUUGUAUUGCGCCUGGAAUCCGGCUCGCCCGAUGUCACCGGUUCUCGCUGGGACUCGGUGCUCUACAUCGGCGCCUCAUGGGAUCCCUAUGAGCUCGUGGACCGCGGCGUGGCUGCUGCGGCCGCGUUGUCGGGCGGCGCCAGGCCGCGUACCGCCAAGGCCAUGCCUCCAUCCCUCGAUGGUUUCGGAUGGUGCACUUGGGAUGCCUUCUACAGCACCGUCUCCGCUCGCGGCCUGGCGGAGGGCCUCAGCAGCUUGGAGGAUGGCGGCGUGUGUCCCCAGCUGCUCAUCAUUGAUGACGGUUGGCAGAUGACCGAUGUUGACCCGCCCAUGCGCAAGACCCCCGCUGCCGAGCUGGCGGACAAGCUGCGCGUGGAGGGCGAGCCGCGCCGCCUGCUGGAGGCAACGCAGGACGAGUUCUUCUACGAGAGCCAGGAGGUGAUGGCCGACACCGCCGCGCAGCUGCCCCCCGGCACCUCCGCCGCCACCCUCAUGCCCACGCUAGCCAACCUGGGGCCGCAGCACCACACCCCCUCGCACAGCGGCAGCAGCGCCGACAUGAUUGACCUGCACAGCAGCGGCGAGGUUGCAGCGGCGGAUAACACGGAGGGUGCUGCUGCUGGGGGUGUCUCCUCGUCAGGAGCAGCUCAGCAGCAGCAGGGGCAGCAGCCGACAGGUGUGGUGGACUCGAGCGGUGUGGGAGUCAGCAUUGCUGAGGCGGUGGCACGGGCGGGCCGGACGGGAGGCGACCAGCCGGCGGCUGCAGCGCCGUCAUUGCCAGAGCGCCGCGCGGCGCCCAAGGCCGCUGCCAGCAACCCCAACGCUCCCAACGGCCCCACCAGCAGCAGCCUCAGCCUGACCCCUGUUACCGCCAACUCCUCCUCCUCCUCCUCGGCUGUGUGGCUGGCUCGUGCGAGUCAGAAGGUGGCGGGCUGGCUGAUGGGUCUGGCCACCGCCGGCUUCCUCAUCUUCUACCAGUGGGUGGUGGAGCCGGCGCCGCCAAACAGCCUGGCGGUGCGCGCGUUUGCGGCGGCGGCCAAGGGCAUCCUGCGUCCCGCCAUGCUCUCCUUCUACGCCAACGCCUCCGACUUCACGCGCCGCCUGACCAGCGUGCGAGCCAACGGCAAGUUCUCCUCACCCGACGCCGGCCCCGAGGCCGACUGGGUGGGGGUGCCGGAGGCGCUGGGGACCGUGGUGGCUCACAUCAAGAGGAAGUUCGGUGUCCGCUACAUCUACUGCUGGCACGGCCUGCCCGGCUACUGGGCGGGUGUGAUGCCCACCGACGGGGGCGAGCCGGGCGGCGGCGCGGGGGUGCUGGGCCUCACCUCCCACCUGCGCUACGCGGCGCCCACCGCGGGGGUGCUGGAGAUAGAGCCGUCCAUGGCCUGGAACCCCGCAGUGCUGGCAGGCAUCGGAGUGGUGACCGACCCGCACCGCCUCUACCACGCCAUGCACCGCUACCUGGCUGACUGCGGGGUGGACGGGGUCAAGGUGGACUGCCAGGCGGGGGUGGGGCUGAUCGGCAGUGCAAUGGGUGGCGGUGCCGCCCUGAGCGCCACCUACCAGGGCGCGCUGGAGGGCUCCGUGGCGGCGCACUUUCCGGGCAACCACGUCAUUAACUGCAUGUGCCACUCCACGGAGAACAUCUACAGGAUGUCCAACACCGCGGUGGCUCGCGCCUCCGACGACUUCUACCCGCGCGACCCCGCCUCCUCGCACCCGCACAUCGCCGCAUGCGCCUACAACUCGCUGUUCCUGGGGGCGCUGCUGCAGCCCGACUGGGACAUGUUCCACUCCAAACACCCGGCGGCGCGGCUGCAUGCGGUGGCACGUGCCGUGUCCGGCGGCCCCGUGUACGUCUCCGACAAGCCCGGCGACCACGACUUCAGCCUGCUUCACACGCUGGUGCUGGCGGACGGCAGCGUGCUGCGGGGGGGGCUGCCGGGGCGACCUAGCCGGGACUGCCUGUUCAAGGACGUGCUGAGGGACGGGAAGAGCCUGCUCAAGGUAUGGAACACCAACCCCGUCACCGGUGUGGUGGGGGUGCUGCACCUGCAGGGCAGCUCCUGGGACCGCACCCGCCGCAAGUUCCACGUGCACGACAAGGCGCCCAGGCCGCUGGCUACUUGGGUUCGGCCGUACGACGUCGACGCCUUCCGGCCGCCCUCCACCGCCGCCACUGCGGCCGCCGCCGCCGCCCUCGCCGCCUCCUUCGAGCCCGGCAGCUCCUCCUCCUCCUCCUCCUCCUCUCCUGCCGCCGCUGCUGCCGCCGCCGCCCGCAGCGCGCCGCCCGAGUUCGCGGUGUUCUGUCGCAACAGCGGGGCGGUGUCGCUGCUGCGGGGACACGAGGGAGUGCAGGUGUUCCUGCACAGCGGCGAGGCGGAUGUGGUCACCGUAGCCCGCCUCAUGCGCUCCGGAACCACCGCAUUCGCCUGCCUGGGCCUUGCAAACAUGAUCAACGGAGGUGGCGCGUUGAGGGCGGUACGACAAGAAACCAACAGCCCGGCGCUGCCGACCGUUGUUUCCGGCGGCGCUGCGAGUGCGGCCACGAGCAGUGGUUUCGGAGCGACUGAGGUGGUUUUCACGCUAACGGUUCGCGGUCACGGAGAUCUGCUGGCGUACUGCAGCCGCGAGCCGGAUGUCGUACGGCUGAACGGCGCGAGGCUGCAGCCGGAGGUGAGCUACAGCUUCCUGCCAGGGGCUGCCGUACAGAUGGCGGAGGGGGCGGAUGGUACGGCAGGAGGAGGCGAGGC